This is a messenger RNA of Selaginella moellendorffii, 661 nucleotides long. Its product is annotated as sm-like protein LSM4. The transcript has 7 exons. The coding region runs from base 114 to 512 and encodes 132 amino acids. Lineage: Eukaryota; Viridiplantae; Streptophyta; Lycopodiopsida; Selaginellales; Selaginellaceae. Gene Ontology annotation, cellular component: spliceosomal tri-snRNP complex; P-body; U6 snRNP. Gene Ontology annotation, biological process: spliceosomal snRNP assembly; nuclear-transcribed mRNA catabolic process; P-body assembly. The record is from RefSeq and is a predicted model, not a curated record. Gene Ontology annotation, molecular function: U6 snRNA binding.
AGAAAAAAAAAAACUUUGUGAAUAAAGGAACCCUAAAUCCAAAAUGGCUUGAGGUCGAAGAGUUAGGGUUUUCCGGAGCGCAGAGCUAGGCGGGAGAACGCACGCGGCGAGAGAUGCUUCCGCUUUCGCUGCUCAAGACAGCGCAUGGGCACCCAAUGCUAGUGGAGCUCAAGAAUGGAGAGACUUACAAUGGGCAUUUGGUGAGCUGCGAUAGCUGGAUGAACAUCCAUCUACGAGAAGUUAUUUGCACUUCCAAGGAUGGAGACCGGUUUUGGAGAAUGCCCGAGUGCUACAUCAGGGGCAACACCAUUAAGUAUCUUCGUGUUCCAGACGAGGUGAUUGACAAGGUCCAAGAAGAAACCAAGCGCUCUGAUAGAAAGCCCCCGAGCGUCGGGCGUGGCCGCGGAAGAGGGGAGGUUGUAGGACGAGGCAGGGGGCGGGGGCCGCAAGAAGGAGGCCGAGGAGGCCGUGGAGCUCCAAGAGGAGGCCGAGGUGGUCGGGGUCGUGGCUGAUGAUUCACAUACGUCGCAAAGAUCUGGGAAAAGACAGGCUUGUGCAUGAAAGUUUUGUAGAGCUCCUCUAAGAUUUGAAGAUUUGAGAGCUACUAUUUUCAGUGUAUCACCAUAUCAAUUUAAUUGGCAUCUACAAAACUUUGAUCAUA